AUGCAGAACAUGACUGGGCGGGAGCUGAACAAGCUGUGGAAGGACUAUUUUGUCGUCAGCUUUGUGCGCAACCCAUUUCAGCGUGCGGUCAGCAUGUACCGCAUGUUCAUGCGGGAAGUGGAGCUGGGCGGUACCGAGGACCGCACCUACACCUGGAACCAGUUCUGUGCGGACCCGGCGGGGUUUGGGGCCAAGUGCGAGGCUGAUGAGAAGUGCAAGACGAGAGGAGGGCAGAGCUACACAUUCACCCACAUGCAACCCCAGAUGGACUGCAUGGUGACGGAGGGCGGCGGCUGGGCGGUGGACUUCAUAGGCCGGGUGGAGCACAUGGAUGAGGACCUGCAGGCGGUGCUGGAUGAGCUGGAGCGGCGUCGAGAAGCUGACGUGCCGCCGGUGAGGCCUUUGGAGAACGGCCUGAGGCACUACAACGAGCGUGGCUGCAACCACAGCAAAGAAGAACUAGAGCGACUGGCAGCCUUGGGCAAGCCCAUGGCGAAGGAGCAGUACUGCGAACCCGAGCAGUACUAUGAGGGCCAGCACGCGGCUUGCUUACGCGCCAUACCGCACCACUAUGCCAGCGAUGUGCACAUGCUAGGGUUUGAUUGA
Molecule: messenger RNA, 606 nt
Organism: Chlorella variabilis
Lineage: Eukaryota; Viridiplantae; Chlorophyta; Trebouxiophyceae; Chlorellales; Chlorellaceae
Exons: 5
Coding region: 1-606 (201 amino acids)
Cellular component (GO): membrane
Molecular function (GO): sulfotransferase activity
Source: RefSeq, a predicted model, not a curated record